GACGGCCAUUUUGAAUUUCAAGAUGGCUGACAUGAUAGUGGUCAGAACAAAUGCUACCAAUGUAUUUCUGGUUCAGGUAGGUCAUGGGAAUAUAUGACCAAAAUUAUAUUAACUUGAGCAGGUAGAUUCAAUGUGAGGUGUUAAAAUAUGUUAACAUUAUCGGCAAUAGGAAUUGAUUUAUACAUUUGGAACCUAUAAGGCAACACACAACUGUUAUUUCAUACGUUGUCCGCUGCGAAUAGUUACAGGGAUCGUUGGCAAACAACAGGUGACAGUCUACUGGAAUGGUGGUGGUGCAGUAAACCCAGAGGUUGACUUUUGGUUCUGUGUACAAUUUGAUGCUGAUGCCCAGUAGUUAUCAUCAGUGUCAGCGUCAAUGUCUUUCCUGGUGUCUAACUGCACAUGCACGAAGGCUAAUGUGAUUGAUUCACCCGCAUCCAGGCCUUUCGAUCGGAGUAUUUAUACUCCAUUAAAUUCAAUAUGGCGGAGGUGGGAAGGUGUGUGUCCCGUCAUCGUGACUAUGUGGAUCUACAAAACAAAGCUGGCUAUGACACGGCACAACUUGAAACGAAUCCGUCCACUCAAGACCCUGAAAAUUCAAAAGGCUCACAGGAUAAUAGCAACAUGUCAAGCAACCCGGAACAGUUUGAAGUCGAUAUUAACCACUAUGAACUGUACACUGUUAUUGAAGGAGAUUUUCUGGGCCAAUCAGUUGGAUCACAGCAGGAUCCUCAAUCAUUACACUAGCUUCAUACACAACCACGAGCUGUGGGUCAUUAUGCCCCUUAUGGCCUUUGGGUCGGCGUGUGACCUGAUUCACGCCUACUUCAUCACGGGUCUGUCUGAGACAGCUGCUGCGUACAUCCUGCGGGACACGCUACUGGCUCUGGAGUAUCUCCACAGCAACGGCAUCAUUCACAGGGGAAUUAAAGCCAGUCACGUGCUGAUCGCAGCCAAUGGUAAGAUCUGCCUGUCUGGAAUGCAGAUGGCGUACUCGAUGAUCCAAGAUGGUCGCUGGUUACACACCGUUCACGAUUACCCGAGUCACGCAAUUCCUUGUCUGCAGUGGUUCAGUCCAGAGAUUUUAGAACAGAAUCUGAGUGGCUACGACACAAAGUCGGACAUCUACAGUGUUGGUAUUCUCGCCUGUGAGUUGUGCAAUGGACAGGCUCCAUUCUCGGACAUGCCCGCCACACAGAUGUUAUUGGAGAAGCUGAAUGGUACCAAACCGAUGCUGGCAGAUUCCACAACACUUCACGAAUUUACGACAGAUUGUGAAACAGAUGAGCAGAACGCCAUUAUCUUCAACCGGACAUUUACACCCCAGUUUCACGAUUUAGUCUCACUCUGCUUAGAGAAAGAUCCAAAUCAAAGACCUAGUGCUACGACUUUGCUCACUCACCCAUUCUUUAAGAAUCUGAAACGGAAGACCAACGACAUUUUACCGAACCUUCUACACCCAGUGAAACCUCUUACAGACAUCAGCAAGUUCCUUAAAGAUGACAAGGCAGUGGCUGCUUUGUCUGAUCAGGUAGCAGAAAUCCAAGUGUCUGAAGACUGGGACUUUUGAUUGGUUGUCUGCAGAUUUAUUUUUAAAUAUCAGUACCUCUGAUUGGUUAUUUUGCAAAAGUAUUUUCUGGCAAACUGAUAAGCUGUUAACUUGCAGCUUUGAGAUGACCUGGCCUCAUAUGAAGAACACAAUUGAGGGGAGAUCCAUUUUAAAUUGCAGGAUGCAUGAGGCAGAAUGGUGCUAGUUGUUAUUUAUUAUGAUGCAAUAAAGGAGCAUUUACAAAUGUUGUCAAAGUAAAAUGUCUUUAAGAGUAAAAUGAGCGAAUGUUUAAAUGAUCCUUGUACUGUACAGUGUACCCGAUAUUGUGAGAGUAAAAUAAGUCUUUAAAGAGUAAAAUGGGUGACUGUUUAAAUGAUCCUUGUACUGUACAGUGUACCCGAUAUUGUGAGAGUAAAAUAAGUCUUUAAAGAGUAAAAUGGGUGACUGUUUAAAUGAUACCUAUACUGUACAGUGAACACAAUAUUGCGAGAGAAAAAAAAAAAGUCUUAAAGGUAGACUAAACUCCAGCAAGAGCCUUAUGUGUUGGAAAGAUGCAUACCCGGACCACCAACACAUACUGACACUUUAACUAAUGAAAAACGCGUAAUU
Molecule: messenger RNA, 2158 nt
Organism: Gigantopelta aegis
Lineage: Eukaryota; Metazoa; Mollusca; Gastropoda; Neomphalida; Peltospiridae
Product: STE20-related kinase adapter protein alpha-like
Exons: 13
Coding region: 377-1570 (397 amino acids)
Biological process (GO): protein phosphorylation
Molecular function (GO): protein serine/threonine kinase activator activity; protein kinase activity; ATP binding
Source: RefSeq, a predicted model, not a curated record